UCGAAAAUGCUUGGGACGCUUUGUGAUAGAUGAGGCACAUUGUGUUAGUCAGUGGGGUCAUGAUUUUCGUCCCGAUUACAAGGAAUUGGGUAAAAUAAAAAAAGAUUAUCCCGGUGUGCCAGUGAUGGCUCUUACCGCAACAGCAACCACUAGAGUCAAGGCAGACGUGAGGAAUAGUCUAUCCAUACCAAAUUGCAAAGUAUUUUCAACGGGCUUCAACAGGAAGAACCUUAAAUACGAGGUUCGAAAGAAGAAUGUCAAUAAUGUCGAGCAGCAAAUUUAUCAAUUCAUACAAGAGACAAAUAAUAGGGAAAAAACCGGAAUCAUCUAUUGCAUUUCGAAAGCUUCUUGCGAAGAUGUUGCGAGAGAACUUGUUAGAGUUGGAUUAAAGGCCGCUUAUUAUCAUGCUGGCAUGGAUAAACGAGAUAGACAACGGAUACAAGAAGAUUGGCACUCCAACAAGAUUCAUAUCAUUGUGGCAACCACUGCGUUUGGAAUGGGAAUCGACAAGCCGGACGUUCGAUAUGUGAUCCAUCAUUCUCUACCGCAGUCUUUAGAGGGAUACUAUCAAGAGACCGGUCGUGCCGGAAGAGACGGGAUUGAUUCAAUAUGCGUAUUAUUCUACUCUUAUACGGACAAAUUCUCUAUCGAAAAACUGAUUGACGGAGGAGAGGGAAACACCGAACAAAAAAAACAGCAAAGAGAAAACUUGAAAGAGAUGAUCAGGUAUUGCGAGAAUAUUGUCGAUUGUCGUCGUGAAUUGGUUUUGCGAUACUUUGGAGAAAACUUUCGAAAUUCCGAAUGUCAGAGGGGAUGUGACAACU
This is a messenger RNA of Acaulospora morrowiae, 824 nucleotides long. The record is from the annotation of a GenBank genome assembly. NCBI's taxonomy places the organism in Eukaryota, Fungi, Glomeromycota, Glomeromycetes, Diversisporales, Acaulosporaceae.